AUGUUUCAUUUGUUCACAGUUCCACCGGACAUAGUCAGCGAUGACACCUCAUCAGAUGUCUCAGUCCAAGAGCUGGAGAACGCAACGUUGACCUGCAAAGCGACUGGUCAUCCACCACCCAAAAUAACAUGGAGGAGGGAAGACCAUGAACCUAUACUCCUGAAGAAACCAUUGUCUCGAGAGUUUGAUAAAGUUGAGAGUUACGUCGGCAGCUCGCUGCCGCUGUGGCGAGUGGACAGACGGCAAAUGGGCGCAUUCCUCUGCAUUGCAUCUAAUGACGUGCCGCCCGCUGUCAGCAAGCGGAUCAUACUUCUAGUUAACUUUGCUCCAACGGUGAAAGUGCCAAAUCAGUUGCUCGGCGCCCCUCUAGGCACAGACGUGAAACUCAAGUGUUACGUGGAAGCAUACCCCAACACGAUCAAUUACUGGAUCAAGAAUAGAGGGGAGAUGCUCCUCGACGGACCAAAGUACACAAUUAGGGAGGAGAAAUCUUCGUAUAAAGUAUCAAUGUGGCUGACGAUCAGACAGUUCUCCAAGAGUGACAUCGGUACUUACAAUUGCGUCAGUACAAACUCCCUAGGGAAGAGCGAAGGAACGUUGAGGCUUUAUGAAAUAAAGCUCAACUCUUACUCCGAGGACUUUAGUAAUCAAAUCAGUGUCGCUGGAGGACCGCCAAAAUUGAAGUAUUGUUUACAUUUACCCGAUGUGAACUUAUCGCUCGAUUAUAAGACUGUUUACAAAGAAUAA
Diatraea saccharalis (sugarcane borer) is the source of this 747-nucleotide messenger RNA. The record is from the annotation of a GenBank genome assembly. NCBI's taxonomy places the organism in Eukaryota, Metazoa, Arthropoda, Insecta, Lepidoptera, Crambidae.